Onychostoma macrolepis is the source of this 3480-nucleotide messenger RNA. RefSeq lists its product as uncharacterized. Bases 1 to 3480 code for a protein of 1159 amino acids. The record is from RefSeq and is a predicted model, not a curated record. Gene Ontology annotation, molecular function: nucleic acid binding. The transcript is spliced from 2 exons. Lineage: Eukaryota; Metazoa; Chordata; Actinopteri; Cypriniformes; Cyprinidae.
AUGUCCAAGGCCAAGAAUAAGGGCGAAAGCGGAUCACGUUAUAGACUGUGUGUUCCUCCCUGCCCACGUUAUAUUACGAGCGGGGAUACACACAGUCUGUGCGUGGUCUGCUUGGGAGUGAAGCACGCAGAGUCGGCUCUCGAGGGAGCCGACUGUCCGCAUUGUGAGAGAAUGCCGCUGCGUACGCUUCGCUCCCGGAAGGCUCUCUUUGAGGAGGGAGUCUUUGCCAGCGUUCCUCACGGUGCUGGCCCCGCUUCCGCCGAGGCGGAACGGCGGCUGCACUCGUGGGGUUCGCAGCGGGAUCUGGUGGAGGAAAUGGAGACGGGCGAGUCCCUAUCUUCUUCCUCACCUGCCAGAUCCACCGCCCGCUCUCUGGGAUCGGAAGCCCGUUCUGCGGUUUCUUCCCCCCGGGGAGCGGGCUCGGCGCUUCUCCUAUCUUCCUCCGAGGAGGUUGAUGUGGAGAGCGUCGAAUAUUCGCCCCCUCAAUCCCCACAGUAUGAAGAGCUAGUGGAGGUAGUUACUCGCGCGGUUGCCAAGUUGAACAUCGAUUGGCCCGCCGAGAAACAGGCUGAAUCGCAGAGAAGUAAAUUAGAUGAACGCUUUCUGCGUACUAAGCCGCUACCUCCGCGCCGGAGCCUGCCUUUUUUUUCCGAUCUCCACACCUCGGUGUGGAGAUCGUGGAAGAAACCUUUCUCGGCCCGCUUAUUCGUCCCCGCCUCUGAUUAUUAUGGUAAUGUGGCGGGGCUGAGUGAUUGCGGUUACAGAGCGAUGCCCCGGGUUGAGCAGACGCUCGCGAGCUAUCUGUCUCCUGGCGCGGCAUCGUCUCUGAAGGCUCCGGUCUUGCCCUCCAAGCCGCUGCGCACAACAUCAACGCUGGUGGGCAAGGGGUACACGGCAGCGGGUCAGGCUGGUGCGUGUCUGCACACUAUGUCAGUGUUACAGGCGUAUCAAGCCGACCUGCUAAAAGAGCUAGACGAAGGCGAGCAAAUAAAAUCUGAGGAUAUGGUAGAACUGAGGAGAACCGCUGAUUUAGCUCUCCGCGCCACCAAGGAGACUGCCCGUGCCAUCGGGCGGUCCAUGGCAGCUCUGGUGGCGGCGGAGGCAUUUGUGGUUGACCUUGUCCGAUAUGAAGGAGAAAGACAAGGUCUUCCUUAUGGACGCCCGCUUGCGCCUUCUGGUCUGUUCGGCGACGCCGUCAAUUCCGUCGUCGACAGAUACCAGGAGGCUCAGAACAGGCGGCGGCGUUUCAGCCGUUUCUCCUCGCCGUUCGAUAGCUCUGGGGCUGCUGGGCGGAGCAGCCCCAGCCGUACCAGCUCUUCAUACAGAGAGGUUCAGAAGCAGAGCGUCGCCUCUCGUGCUCCCCGCAGCGGGACCGAGCGCCCUCUGGAGAUCAUUCUGCCAACCCUGCCAGUGUUCCAGGGCGCAGCGAUCUCCAGCGAGUGUCUCUCUCAGUAUUUCCCGCCCGGAAACGUAGCGGAGCUGAGAGCCUCGUCACCCCUUCGGGGGUCUCUCGAGCAUCUAGUUCGGCCGUCUCCUGCCGGUCCUCCGCUUCAGGGCACCGAGCUAGUAGCUCCAAGCACACCAGAGGCCAGUCUCGAGACUGGUUCCUUAGUAGAUUAUUUAGCAGCGUGGAAACUACUGCCAAAUGUAUCUCGUUGGGUCCUGCAGACUGUAGAGAGAGGUUAUCGCAUUCAGUUCGGCACCCCGCCGCCGCCUUUCAAGGGGGUUUUUCUCACGUUAGUGGGCCCCGAGCAGGCUCUGGUAUUAGAACAAGAAGUGAACACUCUCUUGAGGAAGGAGGCCAUCGAGGUGGUCCCUCCUCUCGACAGGGAGUCUGGGUUCUACAGCCGGUACUUCAUUGUUCCAAAGAAGGAUGGGGGGUUGCGUCCGAUUUUAGAUCUGCGGCUAUUGAACCACUCAGUCAUGCGUCUGAAGUUCAAAAUGCUCACUGUCAAACAGGUCGUGUCUCAGAUCAGGUCCGAGGACUGGUUUGUCACGAUAGAUCUAAAAGAUGCAUACUUCCAUGUCUCCAUCCUUCCCAGUCACAGGAAGUUCCUGAGGUUUGCUUUCAGGGGCAAAGCUUACCAAUAUCGGGUUCUUCCCUUCGGCCUAGCACUCUCACCCCGUACUUUCACGAAGUGUGUGGAUGCUGCUCUGGCUCCUCUGCGACUCCAGGGCAUCCGCAUACUCAAUUACAUUGACGAUUGGUUGAUUUUAGCUCAGUCAGAGCAGACAGCGGUUCGACAUCGAGAUGUCGUUCUCGCUCACAUGAAAGAGUUGGGGUUAAGACUAAACGCCAAGAAAAGUGUGCUUUCUCCAUCACAGAGGACCACUUAUCUGGGUGUGGUAUGGGAUUCGACCACGAUGCAGGCACGUCUGUCUCCUGCUCGGAUCGAGUCGAUCCUCACUGCAGUCACGAGAGUCAGAGAAGGCCUGUCACUCACUGUCAAGCAGUUUCAGAAGCUGCUGGGUCUGAUGGCAGCGGCAUCCAACGUGAUACCUUUUGGCCUGCUGUACAUGAGACCCCUACAGUGGUGGCUCAAGACCAAGGGGUUCUCCCCAAGGGGAAACCCGCUUUGCAUGAUCAAGGUCACGCGGCGAUGCCUACGUGCCUUGGACAUGUGGAGGAAACCUUGGUUCUUGUCUCAGGGCCCGGUGCUGGGAGCCCCUUGUCGCCGCGUAACGCUAGCGACAGACGCGUCCCUCACCGGUUGGGGAGCGGUCAUGAGUGGCCGCCCUGCCCGCGGUCUGUGGACUGGUCGCCAUCUCAUGUGGCACAUCAACUGCCUAGAGAUGCUGGCCGUGUUUCGAGCACUCAAACACUUUCUUCCAGACCUAAGAGAUCACCAUGUGCUGGUGCGCACCGACAACACAGCGGUGGUCUUUUACAUAAACCACCAGGGAGGUCUGCGUUCGCGCCCCUUAUACAAGCUGGCGCACCGGAUCCUUGUGUGGUCCCAGAACAAGCUUCUCUCGCUGAGAGCAGUUCAUAUUCCUGGGCAUCUCAAUAUGGGAGCAGACAUCCUGUCGAGGCAGGGGCCGAGGCCCGGGGAAUGGAUGCUUCACCCCGAGGUGAUGAAACAGAUAUGGAGAGUUUUUGGCCAGGCUCAGGUGGAUUUGUUCGCGACUCAUCAGACAUCGCACUGUCCCCUCUGGUUCUCUCUGACUCAUCCAGCUCCACUGGGGCUGGAUGCUAUGGUACAGACUUGGCCGAGGCUUCGUCUGUACGCCUUUCCCCCGAUCGCUCUGCUCCCAGGAGUUCUAGAGAGAGUGCGCCGGGAUGGGGUCCGUCUAUUACUAGUAGCCCCGUUCUGGCCGGGCCGAGUGUGGUUCUCGGACCUGGUUUCUCUCCUCGAUGGCUCUCCGUGGGAGAUUCCCGUCAGGAGAGAUCUCCUCUCACAGGCGGAGGGCAUGAUACUUCACCCCCGCCCGGAGUUGUGGAAGCUGUGGGUGUGGCCCCUGAGGGGGCACAACUCAUAG